Nerophis ophidion (straightnose pipefish) is the source of this 2071-nucleotide messenger RNA. Its product is annotated as serine/threonine-protein phosphatase 2B catalytic subunit gamma isoform-like. The record is from RefSeq and is a predicted model, not a curated record. Gene Ontology annotation, biological process: calcineurin-mediated signaling. The coding region runs from base 434 to 1939 and encodes 501 amino acids. Gene Ontology annotation, molecular function: calmodulin binding; calmodulin-dependent protein phosphatase activity. The transcript has 14 exons. Lineage: Eukaryota; Metazoa; Chordata; Actinopteri; Syngnathiformes; Syngnathidae. Gene Ontology annotation, cellular component: calcineurin complex; cytoplasm.
UCCAUUACCCACAAACUCCCGCCAGAGUCCUGCUUGGAGGAAAUCCGCUUUAGUGUAGAUUAUUGUAAUCCGACAGAAGGACGACACAUCGGAUCAGGACGCGGCGGCCGAGCUCAGCGGUGUGGAAAAGCGAACACGACUAAAUGGAUCAGGGCGGGAAAGAAACUUGACUAAAUGGAUCAGGGCGGGAAAGCUGGUCAAUGCGCGCCGCUGAGCCAGCAAGCCUACUCUGCCAGGAGAAAGUAAUAGAUUACAUUUGGCCGUGGCCUUUGCCCCCUUCCAGUCCACCUGACCGCCUGUCUGCUCCACUUUGCCCGCUUGGGUUCGCAAAGUGGUCCGAGACCGCCCAGCUAGCGCCGACAGCUAGUUAGCUAGCUAGCUAGCUAGCUAGCCUGGAGUUAUUUAGCGUGCUGGGCUCCAAACAUCCGUCAAAAUGUCGACGAAAGACCACAACAAAUUGUCCACCACUGAACGGCCCGUGAAAGCGGUGCCCUAUCCGCCGGGGACGCGCCUGACGGUCGACGACCUGUACGUGGACGGCAGGCCGAGCGUGGAGGUCCUCAAGGCUCACCUGGUGAAGGAGGGUCGCCUGGCGGAGGAGGCGGCGCUGCGCGUCAUCGACGAGGGCGCCGCCAUCCUUCGCCAGGAGAAGUGCAUGCUGGAGGUGGAGGCGCCGGUCACAGUGUGCGGCGACGUGCACGGUCAGUUCUUCGACCUGAUGAAGCUCUUCGAAGUGGGCGGAGCUCCCAGCAGCACCCGCUACCUGUUCCUGGGAGACUACGUGGACCGAGGCUACUUCAGUAUCGAGUGCGUCCUCUUCCUGUGGGCUUUGAAGAUCAACCACCCCGACACGCUCUUCCUGCUGCGGGGAAACCACGAGUGUCGCCAUCUGACCGAGUACUUCACCUUCAAGCAGGAGUGUAAAAUCAAGUACUCUGAGCGCGUGUACGACGCGUGCAUGGAGGCGUUUGACUGCCUCCCACUGGCGGCGCUUCUCAACAAUCAGUUCCUGUGCCUGCACGGCGGUCUGAGUCCCGAGGUCACAUGUCUGGACGACAUCCGCAAGUUGGAGCGCUUUAAGGAGCCGCCGGCCUUCGGCCCCAUGUGUGACCUGCUGUGGUCUGACCCGGCCGAGGACUACGGCGCAGAGAAGAACCAGGACCACUUCAGUCACAACAGCGUCAGGGGAUGCUCCUACUUCUACAGCUACGCAGCUGUGUGCGACUUCCUAAUGAACAACAACCUGCUGUCAAUCAUACGAGCACACGAGGCCCAGGAUGCAGGGUACCGCAUGUACAGGAAUAGUAAGACAACAGGUUUCCCGUCCCUCAUCACCAUCUUCUCAGCACCAAACUACUUGGAUGUAUACAACAACAAAGCGGCCGUGUUGAAGUACGAGAACAACGUGAUGAACAUUCGCCAGUUCAACUGCUCGCCGCAUCCUUAUUGGCUGCCCAACUUCAUGGACGUGUUCACGUGGUCGCUGCCCUUUGUGGGCGAGAAAGUGACGGAGAUGCUGGUCAACGUGCUGAACAUCUGCUCCGACGACGAGCUCAUGUCUGAGGGCGACGACACGUGUGAAGAGGGCACGCCCGCCGUCAGGAAGGAAGUGAUCAGGAAUAAGAUCCGCGCCAUCGGGAAGAUGGCCAGAGUCUUCUCCGUGCUCAGGGAGGAGAACGAGAGUGUGCUGCAGCUCAAGGGGUUAACGCCCACGGGCACUUUGCCACUUGGCGUGCUGUCGGGAGGACGCCGCACGCUGCAGAGCGCCACCGAGGAGGCGGAGGAAGCGCGAGCCGUGGAUGACUUCAAGCCGCCGCUCAGGAUCCAAAGUUUCGAGGAGGCACGAGGACUGGACCGCAUUAACGAGAGGAUGCCGCCCCGCCGUGACGCCCAGCUGCAGCCUCAGGCUCCUCUGGACGGCGACAAGAACGGCACCUAGCGCCCCUCCCCCCCCUCUUCGAAGGAGCGGCCAGCCAGCGAGUCGCAUGUCUCAACACAAACUUUUCUUUUUAGCUUGGCUGACGGCGUGGGGGCGGGCUCAGGAGGAUUCAUCAAUAAACAGCAAACACAC